This is a messenger RNA of Vicia villosa (hairy vetch), 2088 nucleotides long. Its product is annotated as receptor-like protein kinase THESEUS 1. Gene Ontology annotation, molecular function: protein kinase activity; ATP binding. The transcript has a single exon. NCBI's taxonomy places the organism in Eukaryota, Viridiplantae, Streptophyta, Magnoliopsida, Fabales, Fabaceae. Bases 595 to 2088 code for a protein of 497 amino acids. Gene Ontology annotation, biological process: protein phosphorylation. The record is from RefSeq and is a predicted model, not a curated record.
UCUUUGGUUGUUACUUCAAAACUCAACACCACCCUUUCACCACUCUAUAACUCGGCUAGAAUCUUCUUUCAAGAGACAUCAUAUAAAUUCAAAAUUCAACAACAAGGGAGACAUUGGAUCCGUCUCUAUUUUCACCCUUUUCCCGAUUCCAGCCUCAACAUGACACGCGCCUCAAUAACAGUAAUCGCUGAUAGUUUCAUGCUUGUCGAUAACUUCACUUUUGUAAGCUAUACUAGCUCUCACUUGAUGAAGGAGUAUGCAAUCACUGUUACAUCUUAUGAAUUGCUUAUCACAUUCAUCCCUCAACACAAUUCACUUGUUUUUAUUAAUGCCAUUGAAGUUGUCUCGAUGCCUGAUGUGCUCUUUCCUCAGAUCCUAUACCUAAACCCAUCCAUCUCUUUCACAGAACCCGCUCUUGAAACAGUGUAUCGAUUGAACGUGGGAGGUGCAAGUAUCAAUGCUUAAAAUGACACACUAAGUAGGAAUUGGGAGAGUGACGAGACUUACUUUCGGUCUACCAUCACUGCUACGAAUAUUUCAACAAACAUAUCUACAAUAAAGCAUCCUGAUUUCUUAGAAUAUACAGCACCGCCAAUGGUUUAUGAUACUGCUAAAGCCUUGGGAAGUGUCUCAGGAGGCUACAAUUUAAGUUGGGAGUUCCAUGUAAGCUCAAACUCUCUCUACUUUGUUCGUCUGCAUUUCUGUGACAUAAUUAGCAACUCUACUAACUCUUUGGUUAUGGAUCUGUUUGUGAAUGGAUACAUUGCCUUACAAAGUCUUGACCUCGUAAGUGUUUCUGGUGACCUUGCCGAGCCGUAUUACAAGGACAAUGUGUUCAAUGCCAUAGCCGAUACGCUCACUGUAAGUGUUGCUCCUGCUACAAUAUCUAGUAUUCCAAAUGCAACCAUGAAUGGGAUAGAGAUAAUGAAGUUCGUUGACAAAUUUGACCAUGUUGUAGCAAAAUCUUCAAAAACAAGCAAGAAAUUCAAAUUGAAAUUAGGCACUAUAAUUGGACCUAGUGUCUUUGUUUUAACAUUUCUAGCAUUUCUUGGACUAACGUUUUGUUACCUAAAAUCGUGGUGGUUGAAGAAAAUAUCGCCAAAUGCUUACAAACAUCAAAGACAUUUUACUUUGCAUGAGAUCCAACAAGCAACGAACUAUUUUGAUGCUGAGCUACUUAUUGGACAAGGAGGAUUUGGUAAGGUAUAUAAAGGAACAUUUGAAAAUGGGAAAAUAGUAGCCAUCAAAGUAGCAAAUGCUGAAUCUAGACAAGGUCUCAGUGAAUUCAAUAAUGAGAUUGAGUUGUUGUCCGGUCUUGGUCAUCAAAACCUUGUCUCUCUUGUAGGUUGUUGUAAUGAAGACUCAGAACUGAUUCUGGUGUACAAUUACAUGGCAAAUGGAUCUCUCAGCAGUCAUCUAUAUGGGAGUGACUUUGUUCCUCUUUCUUGGAAGCAACGCCUUGGGAUAUGUUUAGGGGCUGCAAAGGGUCUUUUUUAUCUUCACACUGGAGCUAAACAGAGCAUAAUUCACCGUGAUGUGAAGACAAUAAACAUUCUGUUGGAUGAAAAUCUUGUGCCAAAAGUUGCUGAUUUUGGCAUAUCAAAAAAGGGCCCUCUUCUUGAUAAGAGCCAUGUUACAACCAAUGUGAAGGGUAGUUUUGGCUAUGUUGAUCCAGAAUAUUUUAGGACUAAGUUUCUCACUAAGAAAUCAGAUGUUUAUUCAUUUGGGGUGGUGUUGAUUGAAGUUAUAUGUGGGAAGCCUGCUUUAGAUGAUGCCCUUCCAACGCAACAGAUGAAUUUGGCAUUAUGGGCACUAAGCAGCCAUAAAAAAGGCACUUUCAAUGAAAUGAUUGACCCAAGUUUGAUUGGAAAAGUGAAUAUGGAUUCUCUAAACAAGGUUUUAGAGUUGGCUUGGAAGUGCUUGGAGGAGCGUCGGGUGAACAGACCACCCAUGGGGUACGUACUAUGUCAACUAGAAGAGGCUCUCCAUCUUGAGUUGGCAUCAAAUGUUUUGAAUGACAAUGUGGUUUCUACGAAUCAUGCCAAUACAAGCUAUGGAUUUACUGAUGAUAUAGGAGAUGUUGUUUGA